Molecule: messenger RNA, 1188 nt
Organism: Pterocles gutturalis (yellow-throated sandgrouse)
Lineage: Eukaryota; Metazoa; Chordata; Aves; Pterocliformes; Pteroclidae
Gene: LEKR1
Product: leucine, glutamate and lysine rich 1
Exons: 7
Source: RefSeq, a predicted model, not a curated record
AUUUAACAAAUCAAGUGGAGACGAUGGGACUGAAGCUGCAGAAAGUCACAGCCGAGAUGGACCACUACAAGAAGCUGCUAACGGUGAAAUCAGCGGAACUUGAUGUCUGUCAAAAUGAACUGAAAAAAAUGAAAUAUGAAAAUGGAAUCUCUGAGUCAAGGCUUACGAAAGAGCUGAAGGAAAAGGAGGAAUCUCUUCUCAUUUGCCAGCAAGUGUGCAAACAUUUACAGGAAGAAGUGGCUGAGAGAGAAAGGAAAGAAGAAGAUCUCAAAAGAAGAACGGGCCGAUCGGAAAGUGAGCUGGAAGCACUGAAAGCUCUUCUUGGGCAAACAGAGGAGGAGGUGGCGAUGCUGAAACAAGAGAGGGAGUUAAUGCUGAUUUCUCAUCAGAACAGAACAGAGCAGCUGCAGGAAACGUUAAGACAGAAGAUGCGGAUAGAAGAUAACUGGAGGGAGAAGAUGGAAAUAGAUCUGGCGAAAGGCGAAGCACGACACAAAGAAGCAAUACUUAAAGUCAAGGAAGAAGCGAGAGUGGAACUAGACAUCGAGAGACAAAAGCAGCAGGAACUGAUCACAAAAUACCAGCGAGACCACGAAGAGCUCCAGAACAAGAUACCAGGGUUAAUAUCCAGCGCCACCAGUAGCCUCAGGAUGGAGACAGAAAUUCUUGAAAAGAAGCUACAGGAUGCCCAGAACAAACUUGCAGAGAAAGAUGAAGACAAGGAAAAAGAAAUUCAGAGCCUGAAGAGACUGAUAACCGAACUUGAGUUUCAGCUGACGAUGGAAAAGAACAACAAUGAAUCCCUUCUGGAUAAUAUGAGGAAAGAAAUCAAACACAAGUCAGAUGAACUGGAAAAAUUAACCCAGGAGAGGACACAGCUGAUUCACGACUUGAGUCAAGUUCAAGAGGAGAACACCCUUCUCCAGGAAACGGUGCGCAGAGAGUGCGCGGAACGCUAUGAGCUGACUGCAGCUUUGACUCAAGCCAGGGAACAAGUCCUGGAACUCAAAAAGCUCAGUGGAAACUUCCCGGUAUCGCCGUGUUCCCUGGCUCAGGGCAGCCUAACCUCCUCCGCCGCCCUGCUCGCCGAGUACGGGCAGAAGAGCCGCACGAGCCCCGCCGCUGGGAAGGAAAUCCAUCUCUCCGGACAGUUUGGUAUUUCACGAGCCGCCAAGGCACCCGCCGCCG